This is a messenger RNA of Musa acuminata AAA Group (dessert banana), 2542 nucleotides long. Its product is annotated as ABC transporter A family member 8-like. The record is from RefSeq and is a predicted model, not a curated record. The transcript is spliced from 13 exons. Gene Ontology annotation, cellular component: membrane; intracellular membrane-bounded organelle. NCBI's taxonomy places the organism in Eukaryota, Viridiplantae, Streptophyta, Magnoliopsida, Zingiberales, Musaceae. Gene Ontology annotation, biological process: transmembrane transport; lipid transport. The annotation marks the transcript as partial. Gene Ontology annotation, molecular function: ATP hydrolysis activity; lipid carrier activity; ATP binding.
UUCGCAGAGGUCAACUGCAUAAAAAACCUAUAUCUUUGGCGUGAAAAUUCAUCCAUCAUCAACGAAGAAUUAUUUCAAGGUUAUCGGAAAGGAAAUCCUGCUCAUAAGAUCAGCGAAUAUGUUGGAGCUUAUGAUUUCCUGAAUACAAGCAAAAUUAAUUUCAAUGUAAAUUUGUGGUACAACUCCACCUAUAGCAAUCGGGGCAAACCACGGCUAUUGCGGGUACCAAGAACCUUGAAUAUGGUCUCAAAUGCAUUUCUUCGCCAAUUUAAGUCUUCGAAGAGUAGAAUCCUUCUUAGUUAUGUCAAAGAAAUGCCCAAGGCAGGGACAAGGAUUGCUCUGGACUUGUCAGAAUUACUUGGUCCACUUCUUUAUUCAUGGGUGGUCCAGUUGCUAUUACCUGUCUUCUUGAUUUCUCUAGUACAUGACAAACAGCACAUGAUACGAAUUAUGAUGAAGGUACAUGGGCUUGGAGAUGGACCAUAUUGGGUGAUCACUUACUGCCACUUUUUGUCCAUAUCAUUUCUUUAUAUGCUGUGGUUGGCUACUUUUGGAUCUAUCAUAGGACUAGAUAUUUUCAGACUGAAUAACUACUGUAUCCAAUUCUUAUUCUAUGGACUCUACAUAAACCUACAGAUUGUACUAGCCUUCUUGGCAGGGAUUGGAUUUUCUGAUGUCCACAGUGCUGCAGUUGUAGGCUACAUUUAUGUGUUUGGUUCUGGACUUCUGGGUUCCUUCCUUUUCCAAUUUUAUAUUGAGCAUCUAGACUUCUCAAGAAAGACGCUAUUCAUCAUGGAGCUAAUUCCUGGUUUCUCAUUGUACCGAGGACUAUAUGAGCUCUCACAAUUUGCAUUAGGAGGUCAUUACCAAGGAACUUAUGGUAUGCAGUGGAAGGAUUUGAGCGAACAUGACAAUGGCAUAAAAGAAGUUUUAGUCAUCAUGGCAUUAGAAUGGCUGAUUCUACUUUAUGUAUCAUAUUACCUUGAUCAACUGGCACUUGCAAGGAAUGGAGCAUGCAGAUAUUCAUCAAUUUUCACAAGAAACUUCAAAAACAGGAGCAUUCAACCCACGGUGCCAAUCAAAAUUCCCAGUUCAACUAUAACUGUGGAUCAAGAGAACUCUGAUAUUUUUGAAGAGGUCUGCAAAGUUGAGAAUUUGUUGAAAAAAUCUACCGGAGGUCAUCCUAUUAUUUUAAGUAAUUUGGAAAAGGUUUAUACGGGAAAGGAUGGAAACCCAAACAAGCAGGCAGUUCACAGCCUAUCCCUAGCAGUUGCAAAAGGAGAAUGCCUUGGCAUGCUUGGUCCAAAUGGAUCAGGGAAGACCACCGUUAUCAACAUGGUGACUGGACUGCUUCUUCCAACAUCAGGAAGAGUAUUUCUUAGCAACAAAGAAAUAAGUUCAAGUAUGGACAACAUUCAUACAAAGAUCGGCAUCUGCCCACAAAAGGACUUGCUCUGGGAUAGUUUGAGUGGGAGGGAACACUUGAUGUUCUAUGGCAGGUUAAGAAAUCUAAAGGGUCUGGAACUACAACAAGCAGUUGAUAAUUCACUCAGAAGCUUGGAUCUUUAUGAAGGCAAUGUGGGUGAUCACCUUGCAGGAACAUAUAGUGGGGGCAUGAAACGGCGGCUCAGCGUAGCAAUUUCCCUUAUUGGAGAUACACAGGUUGUGCUUUUGGAUGAGCCAACCACAGGUCUGGACCCAGAUUCAAGGAAUUACUUGUGGCACGCCAUUAAAUUGGCAAAGAGAGAUCGGGCUAUUAUUCUUACCACACACUUAAUGGAUGAGGCAGAGUUUCUUUGCGACCGUCUAGCAAUCAUUGUGAAUGGCAGAUUGCGGUGUGUUGGAAGCUCAAGUGAGGUGAUUGAUAAAACUUAUUACCUAUGACUCGACAUUUAUCUCUUGUUCUAUGAUUAAGUACAACAUAUGUAGAGCUACAAGAUUAAUAUGAUUCAAAUGAAUGCUUGCUAGAACUUCUACAUGUCGGUUAUCAACUAUUUAGAGCAAGACAUAUCUAUAAAAUCUAAAAAUAUGAGGCAAGUUCAUCCCUCAUCAGAACAUGAGGGCUGAUGAUAUUGCUUCUCAAAAAAGUUCGAUACCAAGAACCCAACAAAGUUACUCCAGCAAGUUAGCUAAUUUCCAGAACUUAUUCAGCAACCAAUGAGUUGUUGGUCUCAUCACUAAAUGAUACUACCACAGACCUCACAUCACUAAGCAAUUCCUUCACCAGUAAAUGUAUAUAAAUGUCUUUGUUAAGCAUCUGGAACUCUUUACAAAGUUAUAAAGCUAAAACAUUCUCCUUUUCCAUGAAAUCAUGCUUCAAUUAGUUCACACAAUUCUGGAUAUAUUUGACAAUAAACGAGUAGGUUUCACCUCACACCACCGGGCCAAAUCUAGAAAAUGAACCACGGAAGUGGAAUUUUCAUGUGAAUGCAUUUUGAAUUUUUUUUUAAUUGAAAAUCUAGAAAAUAUGCAACUUUGCUUAUUGCAGAAUCAUGCUAAAAAAAAGGCUUAUUUUACAUGCAACCAUCCCUUUUCCAGUGCU